CGACAGCGUCACACACCCAGGCCUGUUCAUCAAACUCUCCUACAUCGUGUGUUAUGAGAUAUUCAUAUGGGAAUUUCCAGCGGGUGUUUGACUUGUGAGAUUAUAUAAAGCCGGGCGUCCUUGCAAAGCUGCUAUUCCAAUAAUGAGUGUCUAUCCGUACCGUCCGUCUUUCAUUUGAACGUUUUUAUUAUAUUUCACAUCAGGCCUUUCACUUCGGAACUCGUUACAACAGGCUUAACAUUACAAAGAUAUGAUACGAUCCAUAGCACUGAUUACUCUCCUUGUUGAGACUUGUCUCGCCUUCCCGCCAUUCAGCAGAGGAUCGUACACACUCAAAGUGAGCGGAGAACGUAACGGAUAUGACACUGACGCAACACCGAGCACAGCUAACACAAACUCGCUUAGUUUAGGUGACGUCAUGAUGCAGACUCUUGCCAACCAAGGGACCAAUGUUGUGGUGAGUGACAGAUACGAGUACACAACUGACCCGUCCGAGGGGGACUGGGAUCUGUUCCGGGCAGUCUCGCAGCCGUCUGGUUUACUACAACAGUGUUUGUCACUGACUUCAACCGGCAUGCAUCAGCUGCUAUACUGUAUCAAGCUUUUAUCAGACAAAGACCAACAUCAGUCAAACAUUCAGACAAAAAGAGGGCCGCUUAAGCUCAACCCAACAGGAUGGAAGCGGAAAAAGAGGAGUACGAGCGAUGACGUACAGAGAGAAUUAGAAAAUAUUAGAAUUCAGUCGAUGUUGAAUCAAUUGCUGGAAAAACGGCAAAAUGCAAAUCCUCGUUUUAACCCGACCGGCUGGUAAUAUAGACGAAGCUACCCCGGUAGUAGUGGUAACUGUUUCCUGUGUGAAAAUGCCACUCCGUCGCAUUAUCUCUUCUGUCUGUUUCAUUUGUUGUUAUUAAAUGUGUGAAUGAAUGA
This is a messenger RNA of Pecten maximus, 927 nucleotides long. RefSeq lists its product as uncharacterized. The record is from RefSeq and is a predicted model, not a curated record. The transcript has 2 exons. The coding region runs from base 251 to 811 and encodes 186 amino acids. Lineage: Eukaryota; Metazoa; Mollusca; Bivalvia; Pectinida; Pectinidae.